This is a messenger RNA of Rhopalosiphum padi (bird cherry-oat aphid), 12834 nucleotides long. Its product is annotated as titin-like. Bases 77 to 12610 code for a protein of 4177 amino acids. The record is from RefSeq and is a predicted model, not a curated record. NCBI's taxonomy places the organism in Eukaryota, Metazoa, Arthropoda, Insecta, Hemiptera, Aphididae. The transcript is spliced from 3 exons.
UUAUAUAUAGAUAUGAUACACCUUAUUGACGUUUAGUAGACUUCGUGUCUAUACUGUAUAUGUCAAUAAUUUAAAAAUGUGGUACUUAAAAGUGUCGUCGAGUUUACUCAUUGCAGUGGCAUUAAUCUGUAUGAUACAGAAUGCAAUAUCGCUCACUUUAGAUCCUAAAACUAUAGGGGAUCAGUGGUCAACACUUGAAAAUUCUACAGAUCAAAUUGAUUUAAAAAAAAUUUCGAAAAUGUGUAAAAAUUCUAUGAAUAACUUCAACGAAAAAUUAGAGAAUACGAAAACUAUUGUUAACACAAGAUUACCUGAACCUAAUAAAACAACAGAAGAUAUAGUAAACUUAGUAAGUGAUGUAAAAACGCAAAUUAAAAAUUCAUCUGCAGAUCUCGUAUCUGUAAGAAAAUUAGUUCAAAAAACUGCUUUACGAUUUAGAGACACAUUCAAAUCACUUGUAUCAUUUACUGAAUUAGAUAAUGAAUCCGUAAAUAAAGAAUUAGAAAAUAUUAAGAAAACAACAGUUGAUGGUAAAAAACCAUUGGUAAAUCGUGUUAUACGAUCAUUUGGAAACCGGUAUGAUCUUAUGAAAUUGGCCAACAAGGUUCUUGAGAUAUCUUCUGAUCAUGAAAAGUUAAAAAAUAAUUAUGACGAAAAAAAAAAAAAUGCUAAAAAAGAAUUUAAUUCGUUGUGGAAUUCUUUAGCUAAUCAUUCGAAAACUAUAAAUGAUAAUGCUCUAAAGGCCUUGGAAACUUUCUUUGAAGGCAUCAAAUCUGUAAAAUUAGUGAAAAAAAAAGUUAAGACACUUGGUGAAGAUGCAAUUAAUGAAAUUAAAGUGGGGGAUGAUAUUAACAAACUUAAAAACGCAGUUGAAUUAGCUAAAGCAUUGAAAUUGAAGUUCGAAGAUGAAUGGAAUCUUGAUUCAGGUGAAUUAACUUAUAGUGAAGAACAGAAGAAAGCUACUACUAAGACAGCAGAUGAAAAUCCGGUUGAACAUGAUAAUGAACAAGAUAAAUCUAUUGAGAAUAGUUCUACUAACGAUAUCCAACCUAGUUUGCCAGCAGUUGAACAAGAAACGAUUAACAAUGAAAAAAAUGUUAUUCCAUCUACCCAGGCUGAAAUUGAAAAACCAUCUAAUGAUAACAGCCAAACAUCAGAUAAAUCUAUUUUUUCAGUUGAGGACACACAAUUGCCUACUGAGCCAAAAAAUAAAGAUGAAACUAAAAUAAUACCACCAACAGAUUUAAAAAACGAUGAUAAUACAAAUAAUAAUGUUUCUGAUAAUAUAGAUUCUUCUAUUAAAGAAACAUCAUUUAAUCCUGAUACCGCUAACAACGAGACACUUAUUACACCCACUAAAGAAUCGCUAAAUAAUAAAAAAGGUAAGACAAUAAAUAAAAAAACAAGUCGGGAAAAAACACCAAUAUUACCAUGGAGAAAACUAAUAGAAUUAGAUGACUCACAGGUUAGUCAACAAUCAGAGAAAUGUGAAAGUUUAUUGAAUAAUACAACACCAGACUUUGAUAAUAUAAAAAAAUCAGCAAAAACCCAAAUACAAGUAACUAAAAGUUACAAAAAUUUACAAAAGAUAGAAAAUGACAUAAUUCAACAAUUUUAUGAUAAAAUGGUCAGUACAAACAUACAACUGUCUGAUAAUUUAGUGAAUGCAGCAGAAGAUGUUUGUGCUAAUGUAACACCAAUAAAUAAAAGAUAUGAAACAAAAUUUAAAAAUGAUUCAAACAUUAAACGUAUAAAAUAUUUGUUAGGUAAACAGUACGAUCCUAAUCAGUAUAUUUUAAAAGUCUUAGAUGAUGCAAGUCAUAAAAAUGGGAUCGGUGGCAUGAAAAAGACUACUUAUUACAAAAUGUUAGCAGUAGCUUACAAUUUGAACCACGAAACAAAAGAAAUGGAAGACGCUGCAUUAUACGCAAUGAACAAAAUCUACGAAGGAAAAUUAGCAGCAACUAAUUUAAAAAAAAAUAUUAAUAAGGAAAAAGCAUCAAAAGCUUGUUACAUACGAAAUAUUUUACUAGAAAAAGAGAACGAGGCUGAGAAAAAGAAUAAGGAUGAAAAUAAAGAAAAAAUAAAAGAAACUAUAAGUGAUGACACCAAUACGGAACCAUUAAAACCUGAUGUCAACCUAGAUUCAGUUGAUGAAAUACAGCAAACGGAAGUACAUGAUGACAAUGAACCAAUUUUAAAUAAUGAAGAAGAAACAGUCAAUUCUGAUGAUGAAAAUGAUGCGGAGAAACUCGAAAAUUCAGAGAAUACUGAUGGCGAUGCAAACGAAGAAACUGAUGAAAAAAAUGCCUCUGACAAACCUAAAGCAAAACGACGCAGAAAACAAAUAGAUCCCAAAGACGGAAAAGAAAUAUCUGAAGAGUAUGAUACAAUGGAAGAAGACGAAAAUAAUUUGAAUAAAUCUAAUGCUAUAAAAUCAGGCGAAACUCCAGAAUCAGAGUCAACGAUUAAUGCUGAUGAUGAAAAUGAUGCGGAGAACAUCGAAAAUUCAGACAAUGUUAAUGGCGAUGCAGAUGAAACAAUGGAUGGAGGAAAUGCCUCAGACCAACCUAAAGCAAAACAUCGCAGAAAUCGUAUUGAUCCCAAAGACGGAAAGAAUAUACCUGAAGAAAAUGAGGCAUUAGCAGAAGACAACGAAAACUUGAAUGAAUCAAAUGCUAUCAAAUCAGGUGAAACUCCAGAAUCAGAGUCAACGAACAAUGCGGAUGACGAAAACGAUGCGGAGAACAUCGAAUAUUCAGAGAAUGUUAAUGGCGAUGCAGAUGAACCAAUGGAUGAAGGAAAUGCCUCAGACCAACCCAAAGCCAAACGUCACAGAAAGCGUAUAGAUCCCAAAGACGGAAAAGAAAUUUCUGAAGAGUAUGAUACAAUAGAAGAAGAAGACGAAAACAAUUUGAAUAAGGAAAAUGAGAUAAAAUCUGAUGCGAUUCCGGAAAUAGAAUCAUCCGUUAAUAGUAAUAGUGAAAAGGAAAAGGAAACAAUAGAAAAAGGAGGCAUUAGAGAAGACAUACCAUAUGACAAUGAGGAUAACCCAAAUGAUAAUUCUAAUAAAGAACCAAUUGAUGAUAAUGUAGCAAAAAAAGAAUUAAAAAACAAAUCAAAAGAAACAGAAGAGUUGGAUGAAAAUGAAGACUUAAAUAGUGUAGAAGGUGCAGAACUAAAUGGUGUAGAUAAUGAGAAUAUUAUUCCCGCAGCAGAAAGCAUGGGAGAAGAUUCAACGUCAUAUGAAACAAGUUCUGAAGAACCUAAUUCAAAUAAAAACCACCAAAAUAACGAUAAUCCUAUAAAGGAAAGAAAUAAUUUAGAUUAUAAACCUAAUAAAAAAAACAGACACCACAGUAAACGUAAAGACCCUGUUACCGGGCUUGAAGUGUCUGAAGAGUAUGACACCGUCGAAGACCAUGACGAUGAACCACUAACUGAAGAUAACGACAGAGAAAUACCAGCUGAAACACCCAAAAAUACGGAAGUUGAAGAGGAUUCUGAAACACCAGAAUUCGAUGAAAACGACAAUAAUACACAAAACGAAGCAGAUAGUCCAUCCAAAUCAAACAGACGCCGAAGAAAACGUAAAAACCCGGUUACCGGUCUAGAAGAUAACAACCCAGGAACACCGAGUGAAACCCCCGAUAAUACGGAGGUUGAAGAGGAUUCCGAAACACCAGAAUUCGAUGAAAACGAUAAUAAUGAGCAAAACGAAGCAGAUAAUCCAACCAAACCAAAAAGACAUCGCAGAAAACGUAAAGACCCUGUUACCGGGCUUGAAGUGUCUGAAGAGUAUGACACUGUCGAAGACCAUGAUGAUGAACCACUAACUGAAGAUAACAACAGAGAAAUACCAGCUGAAACACCCGAAAAUACGGAAGUUGAAGAGGAUUCUGAAACACCAGAAUUCGAUGAAAACGACAAUAAUACACAAAACGAAGCAGAUAGUCCAUCCAAAUCAAACAGACGCCGAAGAAAACGUAAAAACCCGGUUACCGGUCUAGAAGAUAACAACCCAGGAACACCGAGUGAAACCCCCGAUAAUACGGAGGUUGAAGAGGAUUCCGAAACACCAGAAUUCGAUGAAAACGAUAAUAAUGAGCAAAACGAAGCAGAUAAUCCAACCAAACCAAAAAGACAUCGCAGAAAACGUAAAGACCCUGUUACCGGGCUUGAAGUGUCUGAAGAAUAUGACACCGUCGAAGACCAUGAUGAUGAACCACUAACUGAAGAUAACAACAGAGAAAUACCAGCUGAAACACCCGAAAAUACGGAAGUUGAAGAGGAUUCUGAAACACCGGAAUUCGAUGAAAACGACAAUAAUACACAAAACGAAGCAGAUAGUCCAUCCAAAUCAAACAGACGCCGAAGAAAACGUAAAAACCCGGUUACCGGUCUAGAAGAUAACAACCCAGGAACACCGAGUGAAACCCCCGAUAAUACGGAGGUUGAAGAGGAUUCCGAAACACCAGAAUUCGAUGAAAACGAUAAUAAUGAGCAAAACGAAGCAGAUAAUCCAACCAAACCAAAAAGACAUCGCAGAAAACGUAAAGACCCUGUUACCGGGCUUGAAGUGUCUGAAGAGUAUGACACCGCCGAAGACCAUGAUGAUGAACCACUAACCGGUGAUAACAAUAGAGAAAUACCAGCUAAAACACCCGAAAAUACGGAAGUUGAAGAGGAUUCUGAAACACCAGAAUUCGAUGAAAACGACAAUAAUGCACAAAACGAAGCAGAUAGUCCAUCCAAAUCAAAUAGACGCCGCAGAAAACGUAAAGACCCAAUAACAGGUCUUGAAGAUAACAACCUAGAAACACCGGUUGAAACCCCCGAUAAUACGGAGGUUGAAGAGGAUUCCGAAACACCAGAAUUCGAUGAAAACAAUAAUAAUGAGCAAAACGAAGCAGAUAAUCCAACCAAACCAAAAAGACAUCGCAGAAAACGUAAAGACCCUGUUACCAGGCUUGAAGUGUCUGAAGAGUAUGACACCGCCGAAGACCAUGAUGAUGAACCACUAACCGGUGAUAACAAUAGAGAAAUACCAGCUAAAACACCCGAAAAUACGGAAGUUGAAGAGGAUUCUGAAACACCAGAAUUCGAUGAAAACGACAAUAAUGCACAAAACGAAGCAGAUAGUCCAUCCAAAUCAAAUAGACGCCGCAGAAAACGUAAAGACCCAAUAACAGGUCUUGAAGAUAACAACCUAGAAACACCGGUUGAAACCCCCGAUAAUACGGAGGUUGAAGAGGAUUCUGAAACACCAGAAUUCGAUGAAAACAAUAAUAAUGAGCAAAACGAAGCAGAUAAUCCAACCAAACCAAAAAGACAUCGCAGAAAACGUAAAGACCCUGUUACCGGGCUUGAAGUGUCUGAAGAGUAUGACACUGUCGAAGACCAUGAUGAUGAACCACUAACUGAAGAUAACAACAGAGAAAUACCAGCUGAAACACCCGAAAAUACGGAAGUUGAAGAGGAUUCUGAAACACCAGAAUUCGAUGAAAACGACAAUAAUGCACAAAACGAAGCAGAUAGUCCAUCCAAAUCAAAUAGACGCCGCAGAAAACGUAAAGACCCAAUAACAGGUCUUGAAGAUAACAACCUAGAAACACCGGUUGAAACCCCCGAUAAUACGGAGGUUGAAGAGGAUUCUGAAACACCAGAAUUCGAUGAAAACAAUAAUAAUGAGCAAAACGAAGCAGAUAAUCCAACCAAACCAAAAAGACAUCGCAGAAAACGUAAAGACCCUGUUACCGGGCUUGAAGUGUCUGAAGAGUAUGACACUGUCGAAGACCAUGAUGAUGAACCACUAACUGAAGAUAACAACAGAGAAAUACCAGCUGAAACACCCGAAAAUACGGAAGUUGAAGAGGAUUCUGAAACACCAGAAUUCGAUGAAAACGACAAUAAUGCACAAAACGAAGCAGAUAGUCCAUCCAAAUCAAAUAGACGCCGCAGAAAACGUAAAGACCCAAUAACAGGUCUUGAAGAUAACAACCCAGAAACACCGGUUGAAACUCCCGAUAAUACGGAGGUUGAAGAGGAUUCCGAAACACCAGAAUUCGAUGAAAACGAUAAUAAUGAGCAAAACGGAGCAGAUAAUCCAACCAUACCAAAAAGACAUCGCAGAAAACGUAAAGACCCUGUUACCGGGCUUGAAGUGUCUGAAGAGUAUGACACUGUCGAAGACCAUGAUGAUGAACCACUAACUGAAGAUAACAACAGAGAAAUACCAGCUGAAACACCCGAAAAUACGGAAGUUGAAGAGGAUUCUGAAACACCAGAAUUCGAUGAAAACGACAAUAAUGCACAAAACGAAGCAGAUAGUCCAUCCAAAUCAAAUAGACGCCGCAGAAAACGUAAAGACCCAAUAACAGGUCUUGAAGAUAACAACCCAGAAACACCGGUUGAAACUCCCGAUAAUACGGAGGUUGAAGAGGAUUCCGAAACACCAGAAUUCGAUGAAAACGAUAAUAAUGAGCAAAACGGAGCAGAUAAUCCAACCAUACCAAAAAGACAUCGCAGAAAACGUAAAGACCCUGUUACCGGGCUUGAAGUGUCUGAAGAGUAUGACACUGUCGAAGACCAUGAUGAUGAACCACUAACUGAAGAUAACAACAGAGAAAUACCAGCUGAAACACCCGAAAAUACGGAAGUUGAAGAGGAUUCUGAAACACCAGAAUUCGAUGAAAACGACAAUAAUGCACAAAACGAAGCAGAUAGUCCAUCCAAAUCAAAUAGACGCCGAAGAAAACGUAAAAACCCGGUUACCGGUCUAGAAGAUAACAACCCAGGAACACCGAGUGAAACCCCCGAUAAUACGGAGGUUGAAGAGGAUUCCGAAACACCAGAAUUCGAUGAAAACGAUAAUAAUGAGCAAAACGAAGCAGAUAAUCCAACCAAACCAAAAAGACAUCGCAGAAAACGUAAAGACCCUGUUACCGGGCUUGAAGUGUCUGAAGAGUAUGACACUGUCGAAGACCAUGAUGAUGAACCACUAACUGAAGAUAACAACAGAGAAAUACCAGCUGAAACACCCGAAAAUACGGAAGUUGAAGAGGAUUCUGAAACACCAGAAUUCGAUGAAAACGACAAUAAUGCACAAAACGAAGCAGAUAGUCCAUCCAAAUCAAACAGACGCCGAAGAAAACGUAAAAACCCGGUUACCGGUCUAGAAGAUAACAACCCAGGAACACCGAGUGAAACCCCCGAUAAUACGGAGGUUGAAGAGGAUUCCGAAACACCAGAAUUCGAUGAAAACGAUAAUAAUGAGCAAAACGAAGCAGAUAAUCCAACCAAACCAAAAAGACAUCGCAGAAAACGUAAAGACCCUGUUACCGGGCUUGAAGUGUCUGAAGAGUAUGACACUGUCGAAGACCAUGAUGAUGAUCCACUAACUGAAGAUAACAACAGAGAAAUACCAGCUGAAACACCCGAAAAUACGGAAGUUGAAGAGGAUUCUGAAACACCAGAAUUCGUUGAAAACGACAAUAAUGCACAAAACGAAGCAGAUAGUCCAUCCAAAUCAAAUAGACGCCGAAGAAAACGUAAAAACCCGGUUACCGGUCUAGAAGAUAACAACCCAGGAACACCGAGUGAAACCCCCGAUAAUACGGAGGUUGAAGAGGAUUCCGAAACACCAGAAUUCGAUGAAAACGAUAAUAAUGAGCAAAACGAAGCAGAUAAUCCAACCAAACCAAAAAGACAUCGCAGAAAACGUAAAGACCCUGUUACCGGGCUUGAAGUGUCUGAAGAGUAUGACACUGUCGAAGACCAUGAUGAUGAACCACUAACUGAAGAUAACAACAGAGAAAUACCAGCUGAAACACCCGAAAAUACGGAAGUUGAAGAGGAUUCUGAAACACCAGAAUUCGAUGAAAACGACAAUAAUGCACAAAACGAAGCAGAUAGUCCAUCUAAAUCAAAUAGACGCCGAAGAAAACGUAAAAACCCGGUUACCGGUCUAGAAGAUAACAACCCAGGAACACCGAGUGAAACCCCCGAUAAUACGGAGGUUGAAGAGGAUUCCGAAACACCAGAAUUCGAUGAAAACGACAAUAAUGAGCAAAACGAAGCAGAUAAUCCAACCAAACCAAAAAGACAUCGCAGAAAACGUAAAGACCCUGUUACCGGGCUUGAAGUGUCUGAAGAGUAUGACACUGUCGAAGACCAUGAUGAUGAACCACUAACUGAAGAUAACAACAGAGAAAUACCAGCUGAAACACCCGAAAAUACGGAAGUUGAAGAGGAUUCUGAAACACCAGAAUUCGAUGAAAACGACAAUAAUGCACAAAACGAAGCAGAUAGUCCAUCCAAAUCAAAUAGACGCCGAAGAAAACGUAAAAACCCGGUUACCGGUCUAGAAGAUAACAACCCAGGAACACCGAGUGAAACCCCCGAUAAUACGGAGGUUGAAGAGGAUUCCGAAACACCAGAAUUCGAUGAAAACGAUAAUAAUGAGCAAAACGAAGCAGAUAAUCCAACCAAACCAAAAAGACAUCGCAGAAAACGUAAAGACCCUGUUACCGGGCUUGAAGUGUCUGAAGAGUAUGACACUGUCGAAGACCAUGAUGAUGAACCACUAACUGAAGAUAACAACAGAGAAAUACCAGCUGAAACACCCGAAAAUACGGAAGUUGAAGAGGAUUCUGAAACACCAGAAUUCGUUGAAAACGACAAUAAUGCACAAAACGAAGCAGAUAGUCCAUCCAAAUCAAAUAGACGCCGAAGAAAACGUAAAAACCCGGUUACCGGUCUAGAAGAUAACAACCCAGGAACACCGAGUGAAACCCCCGAUAAUACGGAGGUUGAAGAGGAUUCCGAAACACCAGAAUUCGAUGAAAACGAUAAUAAUGAGCAAAACGAAGCAGAUAAUCCAACCAAACCAAAAAGACAUCGCAGAAAACGUAAAGACCCUGUUACCGGGCUUGAAGUGUCUGAAGAGUAUGACACUGUCGAAGACCAUGAUGAUGAACCACUAACUGAAGAUAACAACAGAGAAAUACCAGCUGAAACACCCGAAAAUACGGAAGUUGAAGAGGAUUCUGAAACACCAGAAUUCGAUGAAAACGACAAUAAUGCACAAAACGAAGCAGAUAGUCCAUCCAAAUCAAAUAGACGCCGAAGAAAACGUAAAAACCCGGUUUCCGGUCUAGAAAAUAACAACCCAGAAACACUGGUUGAAACCCCCGAUAAUACGGAGGUUGAAGAGGAUUUCGAAACUCCAGAAUUUAAUGAAGCUGCAUAUGAUACAGAUGAAUAUGGAAACCUUGAAAAACCAAGCCCAAGUAAAUUGAGGCGACGAAGGAAAUCGAGACAACCUCAAUUUGUUAAUGAAAAUAAUAAUGAACCUGCGUCAUUCGAUAAUGAUAAUACCAAUUAUUAUCCAGUCAAUAGCCAAGAUGUCAAGAAUGAUUCCGUUCCUUUCAACAAUAAUGAAGUUGGAUAUGAAACACCAGAUACUGGAUAUGAAGACACAAAUGAUAUAGAAAAUAAGAGGGAACAACCUGAAUUAGUUGAAUACCCUGAAAGUUCAUAUGUUCCAUCAGAGAAUUAUGCAUCUCCGAAUUACAUGGAUGGAUAUGGAAACGCUGCAGAACCAAGUCCUCGUAAAUUGAGACGACGAAGGAAAUCGAGGCAACCUCAAUUUGUCAAUGAUAAUAAUAAUGAACCUGCGUCAUUCGAUAAUGAUAAUACCAAUUAUUAUCCAGUCGAUAGCCAAGAUGUCAAUAAUGAUUCCGUUCCUUUCAACAAUAAUGAAGUUGGAUAUGAAACACCUGAUACUGGAUAUGAAGACACAAAUGAUAUAGAAAAUAAGAGGGAACAACCUGAAUUAGUUGAAUACCCUGAAAGUUCAUAUGUUCCAUCAGAGAAUUAUGCAUCUCCGAAUUACAUGGAUGGAUAUGGAAACGCUGCAGAACCAAGUCCUCGUAAAUUGAGACGACGAAGGAAAUCGAGGCAACCUCAAUUUGUCAAUGAUAAUAAUAAUGAACCUGCGUCAUUCGAUAAUGAUAAUACCAAUUAUUAUCCAGUCGAUAGCCAAGAUGUCAAUAAUGAUUCCGUUCCUUUCAACAAUAAUGAAGUUGGAUAUGAAACACCUGAUACUGGAUAUGAAGACACAAAUGAUAUAGAAAAUAAGAGGGAACAACCUGAAUUAGUUGAAUACCCUGAAAGUUCAUAUGUUCCAUCAGAGAAUUAUGCAUCUCCAAAUUACAUGGAUGAAAAUGGAAACGUUGCAGAACCAAGUCCUCGUAAAUUGAGACGACGAAGGAAAUCGAGGCAACCUCAAUUUGUCAAUGAAAAUAAUAAUAAACCUGCAUCCAUCUUAAACAAUAAUGCUAAUAACUAUCCAGUUGAUGAUCAAGAUCAUGAGUCUCUUCCUUACAAUUAUAAUGAUGUUGUUGAGGAUGUACCAGAUACUGGAUAUGGAGAAAGAAAUGAUAUAGAAAAUAAGAAAGAACAACCUGAAUUAGUUGAAUACCCUGACAGUUCAUAUGUUCCAUCAGAGAAUUAUGCAUCUCCAAAUUACAUGGAUGAAAAUGGAAACGUUGCAGAACCAAGUCCUCGUAAAUUGAGACGACGAAGGACAUCGAGACAACCUCAAUUUGUCAAUGAAAAUAAUAAUAAACCUGCGUCAUUCGAUAAUGAUAAUACCAAUUAUUAUCCAGUCGAUAAUCAAGAUGUCAAUAAUGAAUCCGUUCCAUUCAACAAUAAUGAUGUUGUUGAUGAUGUACCAGAUACUGGAUAUGGAGAAAGAAAUGAUAUAGAAAAUAAGAAAGAACAACCUGAAUUAGUUAAAUACCCUGACAAUUCAUAUGUUCCAUCAGAGAAUUACGCAUCUCCAAAUUACAUGGAUGAAAAUGGAAACGUUGCAAAACCAAGUCCUCGUAAAUUGAGACGACGAAGGAAAUCGAGACAACCUCAAUUUGUUAAUGAAAAUAAUAAUGAACCUGCAUCCUUCGUAAACAAUAAUGCCAAUAAUUAUCCAGUUGAAAAUCAAGAUAAUAAUGAGCCUAUUCCUAAAAAUGAAAGUGAUGUGCAAGAAGACGUUUCUAUCCCUUCCAAAACUGAAGUUGACUCUCCAGAUAGCAAUACUGAUUGUACAAGUAACUCAAAUAAACCUAGAAGAAAAAAACAUGGUAGGAGAAAGAUGAUUCCUGUGAAUGUAGAUACAGAAAGUAGUAGUACUCAAAAUGAUGAAAAAUCGACAGAAAACCCUGAGACACAACCAAAGGAUAUUCGAAGGAACCCUAAAAAAAAGAGACAUAUUAGACGUAUUAGAACAUACGUAAUUAACAAAGAAACAAAUGAAAGAAUACCUAUUAAUGAUGAAACAUAUUCUACUACGAAUGGGUUACCUGAUGCUUUACAUAAUAAAUUAGACUCAUUGGAAGCUGAAGAUGAUCUAGAUUCAAAUGCAGAUAAUGAUGAUUAUUCUUCAUUUUUGUUUAAAGAAUACAAUUCGGACCAAUGUAAACGUAAUGCAUACGACAGAUUUAAAAAAGUUGCAUCACAAGAUGCCAAGCAAAUUGCUUAUCGAAGCGUUUUAGAUACUAGUGAGAUGCGAAGUAAUAUGUUAGCAACAAUAAAAAAUGCAAUAGGUAAUGUAAAAGCCUCACAGACAUUUAAUGAUGUUGAUCAAAGUUUAAGGACAGUCAGCUACUCUCUGAAAGCCGGUUUGAAGCAAACUAUUAGUGACUUGGUUAUCAAAGUGGUUCCGUUAGCUAAAGAUUUCCUGAAAACAGCCGAAAACCUUAAGGAACUGUAUCAAAAAGGUCCACAGUCCACUCGCAAAAUGUUAACAAACAUCUUAGAGAAUGAGUCAAUCGUUCCAGAUUCAGCAAAAGAUAUAUUGACACUUAUUUCUCCUCAGUUUGACGUGGAUAAAUUAAUAAAUAAUAUCUUUGAAAAACCGUGUAAUGCAAAAUCAAUGAAAGAGAAAAAGAUCAAAGCUCAAAGAAAACUUAUCAAUCUAUCAAAGCACAUGGACACGGCAAUAAGCAACAUUGACUGUUUUGUGCUUUCCGCUAUGUCUACCGUAGGAAUCGGAGCAGAUACAUUAAAACUGUUGAAAUCCGGUAGAGUGAUUAUGAGUGAUAAACAUCCCAGGGCGAAAAUAUUGAAAGAAGCUGUGGGAAUAAUUAAAUCUGGUAAAAAUAUCCGAAAUAAUAUAGUAGACUUUACACCGACGUUGACAACUUCUGAUGGAAACACUGAAAGUGACGAAGAUGAUGAUGAUGAAGAUCCUGAACAAGUUGCUCAGAAAAACGAAGAAUUUUUAAAAACUGUACCUGACCUAGACGAUAAUAUACCCGAACCAAAGAAAGUCCCAAACAAGCGACAGUCAUUGGGUGUAAUUGUUGUACAUCCUAACAAACGGAUAGAGUACAAAGAAGUAAAUGAUACAUCGCAAUUGAAAAAAUUCGUUGGGGAUCAAACGAAUAAAUACAAAUUGCUAUCUAAAAAUAAACAUCCAAAAUUUUUAAAACUGAACAGUAAAAAAGUAAUCGACGCUAUGGUUGCGGAUGUGAAGAAAAAGGCUGAGAGAAAUGGAAUGACCAAAAAAGAAAUGGUAGAAGAAAUAAUUAGAACUUUGAACAGUAGUUAAACUUAUUUACGACUAUAAAUUUUAACGAAUGUUUUUUUGUAUUAUUAUUGAUAAAAAUGUUGUUAUCACACAUUAGAAAUUAUUAAAUUUGUAUUUAAUAUGUUGAAUAUUUUUAACUCUUACUUCAUAAUGAAAUCGUUAAAAAUAUACAAAUUCGUAUGAAAAAUAAUUCAAUUUAUUAUAUAAUUGAUAUUUCAUUGAAUAAAAAUGUUACGACUUUUUAA